AUGUCAUGGCAUAAUUCCAACAAUCCUUCGCGGCGACCGCCACCAGAUGGGCGCCGCCCAGCUUCACAGCCCGACGACUCCGCCGAGUACUCCCCGUUCGGCCAAACCUUCUCCAGCAGGGAGUCCAGCGCGGCGCCACUGCCCGCGGCGCCCCUGCCCAGGAUGAUCGCAGCGGCCCGAGAGCGGCUGGCCAGCUCCAACCGCGAGAGAAUCAACUCGAUUCUCGGCGACAGCCCGUAUACCACACGCCGCUGGACACCGGCACCCGGUGAAAGCGCCCCGUCCCGCCCGCGGGUACCUCACCAAACCGUGCUGCCCUCGCGAUAUGACAUGCCAACGCUGCCCUCGCGAUAUGACGUGCGACUGCCCUCGCGAUUUGACAUGCCGCCUGGUGAGAGCGCACCUCCGCGCCCGCGGGUGCUUCGUCCAGGAGAGCUGCCCUCGCGAUAUGAAAUGCCACCUCCCAUCAUCGCUUCGCCUCUCUCCAUGUCACCCCUCAGUGGCGACUUCGUCUCGCAGACGCAGUCGCCACAUCCGAAUCGUAUGACCAGUCUGGAGCAGCUGGACCGCACAUUGGACGAGGCCAACGCUCAUCUGCGUGCGCUGCUGGACAUGACUUCUGCCAACAGCGUCUCGCGUCAGCUCAUCCCGAUGGAUAUAUCCAACUUCACACAACCUACCCGCACCCAUGAUUUUACAUAUGAUAAUCAGCGCAGCAAGCGUAGAAAAGUGGAUGGUGAGAGAUAUACUCACGACGCACAGACUUUCCGCUACGGCUACUAUGGCCAAGUCGAAGCGGGUGAUCUGGAGAUGGAAAUGGUCAGCUGCGAUGGUGGCAUGUUUUCCAAUGAGCUAUCCUAUGCGGCCGAGAACAUUCUCAAGAAUGACAAUUCCGUCUACUGCACCAAAGGAAAUCGGUGCAACAUUGUCUUGCGCCAUCGAGGUUCUACGGCAUUCACACUGUCCGAACUCGUCAUCAAAGCCCCCAAAUCCAUGAACUACUCUCACCCUGUUCGCGAAGGCAUGGUCUUCAUCACCAUGGACCAGGACGAAGUGCUGCACCGCACUGCGCAAUACCAGAUCCAGUACGCGCCGAACACCGGUACCGGCUCGCGCGACCACGUCACAUUCACCAACACUGACCCGCGCACCCGCUUCAACCGUGAGCCGCAGCAUACCAUUUCCAUCUCACACAAUCGCGACGGCACGUCAACCACGCGCAGGGACCGAUCCUACAUUUACGGCCCCGGAAGCAACGACACGCGCACGCCGCAUAUGCCGAGGGAGUUUACCGCCAGCCAACCUGACUUUCGCAUCAGCACCGAGUUUAGCGACGACGACGACGACGACGCUGCCACAGCUGGCAACGCUGCUCCCGUGUCCAUUCUCCGCCGUCCUCCGCCCAACCGCAUCGGCAGCCUUCCCUUUGAGAGUGACGACGUCGAGUCCGACUCGGAUCUCGAGCCGGGCCACAUCACCAACGCCUUUCUCACCGAAAACACCAUUCGACGUCUCCGUCGCGGCGACUCCUCCGCCGCCGCCGCGGCACGGUACAACCCCAACACCGCCACCACUACCAACAUUUUUGGCCACGACUUUGAAAACUAUUCCGCAACUGCCAAUCCCAAUCCUAGCAGCCCGCAGCAGCAGCGGCAGCACAGCUCCAGCCUCGCCCAAGCCUGGGACGCGCACGCCAACGCCACGCAGGAAGCCAUACGCGCCGUCGGCGGCGACGCCCUGCUCGCGCCGCACGCUCGCUUCCACAUUGAGAAGAAGAAGAGCAAGUGCACCAUCCGCUUCGACCCGCCCGUGUCUGGCCGCUUCAUCCUGCUCAAGAUGUGGAGCUCCCACCACGACCCGGGCAGCAACAUUGACAUUCAGACGGUCAUGGCGAGGGGCUUUGCGGGGCCGCGCUACUUUCCGGCCGUGGAGAUGCGUUGA
Akanthomyces muscarius is the source of this 1941-nucleotide messenger RNA. RefSeq lists its product as uncharacterized. The transcript has 2 exons. The record is from RefSeq and is a predicted model, not a curated record. Bases 1 to 1941 code for a protein of 646 amino acids. NCBI's taxonomy places the organism in Eukaryota, Fungi, Ascomycota, Sordariomycetes, Hypocreales, Cordycipitaceae.